CCAUGUGUGUCCAUGUGACCCUGCCUGGGGGAGAGGGACUUGCCAUAGCCUGUCCCAUUCCUGCCCUGCCUGCACUAGGAGCUCACUGACACCUGACUUACACCACACAGGUAAAUGGAUCACUAAGCCAGCUAGCACUUGAGUACAAAGCCCUGGCAACUAUGUCAAGAUAUUAGUAUAUCCUGUGUGUAAGAGAGUGUGUACAUGUAAUGACCACUAGCUGUCGGGGGUCCCAAUACUGUACAGAGUGAUUUUAUGUUCAGUACAACUUCAGAAGACAGCAGUGAGACAGUUUUUGUGGGACAAGGAUGGUAUGGAUUCAGUGAGCUCAUGGAUAUACCUAAACAUUAAAACACCGCACUCUCUCUCGAAACCUGAACAUCUGGAUAGCACCGGAAUCUACAGUGGGACAGUCCCUCCAGCUGAUAUUAACCUGGGAUGUGUUACAGCUGUGACAGUUAGUUCUAUGAGGGCAUAGAGGGUAUCUCCAGCUGAAAUCCCCUCAUGUUACUGUAGUUGUUGUGGUGACAAGUGUGCCCUGGGCUCCAGAAGAGUGGAUACUUUUUUCUCUUCAUCUGAACACCUGGAUACCUGCGUAAGCCCACUUGGGCACACUCCAUUGCUUCAACUGAAAAUGUUGUUGUUUUGACGACUGUCACAGUUUUCAGAAGCGGCCACAGGUUUUCAUGUAUUCUACUUUGUCUGAGUCUGAGAGCUUUUGUUGGUACAGCAUACAGUGAGUGUCAGUAGAUGGUGGAUACCUGGGCUGGUCAGGUGUGAAAUGUGUGUUACCUGUCACACAGUGUAUGGCCUGACUCGUUAGUAUGAUGUGGAUUCACCUGAGGAGCUGCAGGAAGGAGCUGUUAGAUGGCAGCUUGUGGGAUAUAUACGCCAGGACACUGCGUGAUAGCUCUCCUUUUGUGAUGUUUUCAUAAUGGUGACUUAAUUGACAUCGCCUUAUGAACGUCAUUUUUUGGUUGAAAUUUUUCAGUUUUGAUUUCAUGAUAGACAUGCAGGUAUAUUGGCAUCAGUGUGAACUUAGGCAACAGUAUGCCUUCUAAACUCUUUAAAUUUUUACGCCGGAGCAAAUUAAAGCGUAAGGCUUGUAGCACAGAUGCUCUUGCAGGGAACCCAAAUUUGUACAACUUUGAUGACAGUCUUAAGCGGUCACCCCCAAAUCCUAGGACUUUCUCAGAGAGGCGGCGUGCGUGUAGCUUUGGGGAAGGCAUUCAUACCCGCUACAGAAAUGGGCAUGCAAACGGCAGUGUGGACGAUAGCAUCAGCUCUGGAAAUAGUGGCUCAGCCUCCGCUAAUUCCCUGCUGACCAGGCGCAAUAAAGCCAAAUCUUAUGAUGUGAUACAAGUCACGGAGCUUGAGGAAGACUUCUCUGUCCCUUCCUCUCCUAUUCACUCUCUCUUGGAUGCAGCCGUUCGGCAAAGACAGUCCAGUCACCUCCAGCAUCCGUUUUUCCAGUUGGACAUUGUCUUAAGGGAGGGCAAGGACCUUGUGGUCAAAGACAGCUGUGGUACGAGUGAUCCCUAUGUCAAGUUCAAGAUCGGCACAAAGCAGUUCUACAAGAGCCGAACUGUGUACAAAAACCUCAACCCACGCUGGGACGAACGGUUUACCAUUCCCAUAGAAGAUGUUCUGAAGCCCUUACGGAUUAGCGUGUUUGACUAUGAUCGCGGUAUCAGCGAUGACCCCAUGGGAGGGGCAGAAUUGGAUCUCACCAGCAUCGAACUCAACACACCAAGUGACAUAAAGGUAGAGCUGAAGGAAAAGGGCAAGUCGGACUACAUGGGUUAUCUGCUCCUGAACUGUACCCUCGUGCCCAAAACCCAAGACGACAAGGACAAUUAUUUUAGGGAAGAAGAUACAUUCGUGUUUGAACGUUUCUUUUUCAACAAGAAGGGUUCAAAGUUGGGAGAGGCUGGGAAGAAGUCAAAGUCCCAGAUGUGGAACAGUGUUGUGACAGUGGUUCUGGUUGAAGGAAAGAACCUACUGCCCAUGGAUGACAAUGGUCUCAGCGAUCCCUAUGUCAAGUUUCGUCUAGGCAACGAGAAGUACAAAAGCAAGCAUAAGAGUAAGACGUUGAAUCCCCGGUGGCUGGAGCAGUUUGACCUGCGUCUGUUUGACGGUCAGACAAGCCAUCUGGAAAUCUCUGUGUGGGACCAUGAUGUAACAGGCAAGGAUGACCCCAUGGGCAGAGCUACGAUAGACUUGCAGAAUCUGGAGAAGGAAGUGACGCACACCCUGGAGGUGGAGCUGGAAGAUGGUGCCGGGAUUGUGAAGCUACUGGUGACGAUAAGCGGAACGACAGACUCUGAGACAUCAUCUGAUCUGGCCAACUUCACACCUAACCCCAAGGAGAGAUUAGACAUUGUCCGGAAAUAUGGAUUGGCCAAUUCCUUUAAACAAGUAAAAGACGUGGGCUGGCUCCAGGUCAAAGUGUUUAAGGCAUGUGGCCUGGCUUCAGCGGACAUCGGGGGAAAGAGUGAUCCCUUCUGUGUGGUAGAGUUAGUGAAUGCCCGUCUCCAGACUCAAACAGAGUAUAAAACCCUCAACCCAGAGUGGGCCAAAAUCUUCACAUUUAAUGUGAAGGACAUUCAUUCUGUGCUGGAAAUUUCGGUCUAUGAUGAAGAUCGAGACAAGAAAUGUGAAUUCCUGGGAAAAAUUGCCAUUCCAUUGCUCAACAUUAAAAAUGGGGAGAGGCGGUGGUACGCUCUCAAAGACAAGAAGUUACUACGCAAGGUCAAGGGGGCCAUUCAACUGGAGAUGGACUUUGUAUAUAACCAUCUGAAGGCAGCCAUCAGAACAGUGAAUCCAAGAGAGGAAAAAUUUAUGCAACCUGAACCAAAGUUUAAAAUAUCGAUCAUGAAACGAAACAUUGACCGAGUGUCCAAGAUUGCAGAAUCUUUUGUGGAAGGAGGAAAAUUUCUCCAAAGCUGUUUCGACUGGGAAUCUAAAGCUCGGAGCAUAUCUGCCUUCACAGUUUUCCUGAUCAUCGUCUCCUGUUUCGAACUCUACAUGAUUCCAGUGACAUUGCUCAUUGUCUUUCUGCAAAAGCUCAUCGUUGUUACUGUUGUUGGAGCUUUUGCUGGUGAGCCCUCAACUGAUGAUUAUGCAGAUGAUGAAGACGACGAUGACGAUGAUGAAAAAGAAAAGGAAGAAAAGAAAUCCUUCAAAGAGAAGUUACAGGCCAUCCAAGAGGUGUGUUUGCAAGUACAACAAGGAAUGGACAUGGUGGCUUCCAUGGGAGAGAGGGUCAAAAACACGUUUAACUGGACGGUGCCGUGGCUGUCCAUGCUGGCUGUAAUCGCCUUGUCGGCUGGCACUUUGGUCCUCUACUUCAUUCCACUGAGAUACCUCAUCAUGGCCUUUGGUAUUAACAAGUUUACAAAGAAGUUACGUGCUCCUAAUGCUAUUCCCAAUAAUGAACUGAUGGACUUCCUGUCACGUGUUCCGUCUGACAGUGAAUUGGUUCAGUUCAGAGAGUUGCGCCCUGACAUGGCCCUCAUCUCAGGAAAGACGAAAAAGAAAAUCUGAAGCCCUUUGUGUAAGGAGACAUGACCAUGGGAUGAGCAAUUCAGAGGUCCUCCGGAGACUUGACUGACUAAACAUCUUCUUGCUAACUAUGCUCAGUUUUGUGUGAUACGUCAUGAUGGAUGCUCAACUUGUCACUUUGACUGAUGCCUGAUUGUGGCUGCUAUGUGAAUAGGACAUGAAACUAAUCCAAGUGCUCAUUAGCAGUCUUUUAGAAACUUGUUAUGAUUUUGAAAGAGAGAAUGUUGAACAGCACCAUUUUGGAAUAAAGGAUGGUUUGAUGAUGAAAGCUAAUCUUUGAGUGUGUGAAAAAUGUCAGGCUUGAAGGGUUUUUUUCUGGAAUCUUGUUCUUCUCAGAAUAGAUUUACAUAAUUGUUUUAUUAUCAAAUCAGCUAUAUGUACAUGUUUUUGGAAUCUCCAUGGCAGCUGGUCUGAGUAAUUUACAUUCUAUAGGCAUAUUGUAUACAUACUUUUUAUCAUAAUGAAUUAUCCAACUUUGUAAUUACUGUAUUUAUUUUGUUCUGGUAUAUCACAGUUCAGAUAUUUGAGUUUUGUGCAACCUUUAAGUUAAUAGGGUAGCUGGGAUCACAGUUGACGACCUGAUAGUAAAGAUUUUUUAAAACAUGUAAAUACAUGUUUUUAUUGCUUAUUUACCUUGACUUCCAGUAAUCUAACACUCGGUUCCUAUUCCUAUUUUGGUAAACAAAGACAUUUUUAAUCAUAUUUCUGGUCUCAGAUGAGAGAUUUUAUAGAGAAGUGUAGUGGUAUGUCCUCAGUCCUAUAGUACCGGCAUUCGGUCUUCUGACAUACCGUCAGGGUGCGAUGCAAACUUUAAACCAGGUGCCUUACAUGCUAUUCACGUCUCAAAUUUGAAGGUUUCAUCAGAUGCUGGGCAUAAUUUAUUCUUUUUUUGUCAGUGAUUUUACCGUAGAUCACUAUAUGAUCGUGUGUUUCACUGACCUAGUGACAAGCGUGCAAUAUAUUAAUAAUUUUUGUCAUUCCAAUUCACCAUUCAGAGUGUUUGUUUUUGUCAUAGAGUGUCCUCAUUAUUAUUAAGGGUAAAAAGGUGUGUGAGAAAAGAUUUGGUGCUGGUUUCUGUGUAAUGCAUUUUUGUGAAAAUGUUAUGACUUUGAUUUCUAAUUAAAUUUUAAAUUUGUAAUUAUGAAUUUUGUUACUGCCAUAUCUCACUGAACUGGUUUCUAUGUGGUUGUUUAUUACAAAGAAAGCAGAACACAUGCCUGUACAUGCACUGACUACUGUUCACAGAACUAACUGGCAAUUUUUUUUUCAAGUGAACUGAUCAUUUUCAAAAUUAAUUCUAAAAAUGCAAUUUUUUACUUUAAGGUGGUCGCAGCUCUAUUUUGUAGUCUUUUAUGUUGUUAAGAAUUUAGAAGUGAAAUAAUUGUAAAAUUCAAUGAUCAUGACCAGUUUUAGUUCAAACAAUUUUUAAAACUUAAAUUCAUGUACUUUUCCUGUUGAAUGAAUUGUAAUAUGUAGAAUUACUAAAUGUCAUUCUAAGAACAGUCAUUCUUUUCUGUGUCUGUUUCAUUGUAAAAGUCAUAAAGCCCAGUUUGGCUUUAACCAUAAUCCUCAGCUGUUCUUCCUUUAUCCACAAUGACCAAUAGUCAUUCCAUAUUUUGUACAGUUUACGGAAAAAAAGUUUUAACGAAAAAUCAUUGGUAUGGAUCCUGAUUUUCUUUUAGAAAGGUAUUACUUUCUUAGAAGCUCAGUACAAAAUACUGGGUUUGAAUGAGAGUAAACAUUUCGCAUUUAUUUUAACUUUGUCUCCUAUCCACCAUAAAACCAUAGAACUUUCGCGCUUGUGUGUUGUAUUUGAACCAAGAAAUAACUAUGCAUAUCAUUCUGUGAUUCCUUUGUUUGAACAAAGCCAGCUUUGGUAAAUCCCUAGUGAACGAAUGUACACCGCUUAUGUGUAUUGAUACUGAGGAAUUGGAAUAUUAACCGUGUACAUAUGAUAGCAACUGUCCAGUUACCUGUAACAAUUCUCGUCAACCUUUUUCUCACUGAGAUCAUUACUACUGACAUAACAGAUAGAACUUGUGUAAUUCCAAGCUUUCACCUGAUAUAAUAGCUUUCACACACCUCUCCAAACGGAGCUGCAAAGCUUUUAAAGGCAUCUUUUACAACAGGUGGUGUAGCUUCAAAUAUUAUUGUAGCUGUGGUUAGGUAAAAAUCCAUUGCUCAGAAGUUUGGGUUCAUUAUUACAGGUAUCUGGUUCUUGUCAGACUACGUUCAAAAUAAUCUAAUUUUCUACCAUUUUCCCAAUGAAAUUUUUAUAAAAAGUUUAUGAAAUCGAUGCACAAAUGGGAUUAAAAGGUGAUUAUUCAAC
This is a messenger RNA of Liolophura sinensis, 5893 nucleotides long. Its product is annotated as multiple C2 and transmembrane domain-containing protein 1-like. Gene Ontology annotation, molecular function: calcium ion binding. NCBI's taxonomy places the organism in Eukaryota, Metazoa, Mollusca, Polyplacophora, Chitonida, Chitonidae. The record is from RefSeq and is a predicted model, not a curated record. Gene Ontology annotation, biological process: regulation of neurotransmitter secretion. Gene Ontology annotation, cellular component: synaptic vesicle membrane.